Molecule: messenger RNA, 2310 nt
Organism: Tilletiaria anomala UBC 951
Lineage: Eukaryota; Fungi; Basidiomycota; Exobasidiomycetes; Georgefischeriales; Tilletiariaceae
Product: riboflavin synthase domain-like protein
Exons: 4
Coding region: 94-2202 (702 amino acids)
Cellular component (GO): cytosol
Molecular function (GO): NADPH-hemoprotein reductase activity; FMN binding; flavin adenine dinucleotide binding
Source: RefSeq, a predicted model, not a curated record
GUCAGCAUCGCCAGUGCCAUGCUUGCGAGAGAAGUUUCUUGCAAGCCGUCUGAUCGCUACUAAGACAGUGCGCCACUGCAAGGGUUGAGCAUCAUGGCGGCUGCGCCACCCCUAAACGACGCAGAUGCGAGAGCGAUCAUGGAGAGACGGGUUAAGGUAAUCUACGCCUCGCAGACGGGUAAUGCAGAGGAUGUCGCGGAUCGUAUUGCACAAUUGGCACGGCGAAAGCGCUUUGGUGCACAGGUACUAGAUAUCGCUGACUAUGAUGUGACCGAGCUUGUCGAGGAGCCUCAACCGGUCAUAUUCAUCAUCUCAACGACCGGACUAGGAGAUUUCCCCAGCUCUGCGCGCCCAUUCUGGCGCUUUCUCCUGCGCAAAGACCUCCCAGUAGAUAUUCUGUCCGACCUCAACUUCACCGUUUUUGGCCUUGGUGACAGCAGCUAUGCCAAAUUCUGCUGGCCGGCUCGCUUGCUCAGGCGGCGGCUCGAAAGCUUGGGCGCCGUAGAAUACGUCAAGGGCGAGGAUGCUGAUGACCAGCAUCCAAUGGGAAUUGAAGGUGCUCUCGUGCCUUUCCUCCAGACGCUGUUCACUCAACUCCAAUCUGAUUUCGUGUUGCCCACGUCGCUCAAGGAGAUUCCAGAAUAUGAGCUUCUACCCCCGCAAAUAACUGUGCGCCUAUUGUCCCAUAGCCUGGCGACUGGGCAGACAAGCAAUGCUUCCGCCAUUAACGGAUCAGCAACCAGCAAUGGGAAGGAGAAGGUACGGCAGGGCCUCGCACGACUCACGCGCAACGAGCGCAUGACUGCGCGAGACCAUUGGCAAGAUGUUCGGCUACUUGAGUUCGAGCACGUCGGAUGGCGCAGUCUUUCGGAUGAUCUCAACUCAAACGAUGAUCCCGAGCGUGAGUGCAGAUGGUUGCAAAUGAAUUCACACGACAAAAGCGGAGGAGAGUGCUACUCAGAUAUGAAGUACGAAGCAGGCGACAUAUUUUGCGUGAAGGCGCAUAAUUCAGAUGCACAUGUGGACCGUUUCUUCGCUCGCAUGGGGUGGUCGAAUAUGAAGGAGGAACUUGUACAGUUGGAAUGUCUUUCGCAAACCCGCAAGCUCCCGCCCGAUAUACCACGCCGACUGAAGCUCAGCGAUCUUGUCAAGUCACAUCUGGACAUAUGCUCAGUCCCACGGCCCUCUUUCUUCCACACCAUACGCCAAUUCAGUCCCGCUGGCUCAAUGGAACGAGAGAAGCUGGACGAGUACUGCACGCCUGGUGAGGGUGCGGACGACAUGUUCGACUAUGCUAUGCGCGUCAGAAGAACCAUCUUGGAAGUUCUGGAAGAGUUUCAAUCAGUCAACUUUGGCCUGGAGCGGCUCUGUGAAGUCGUGCCAUUCACGAGGGAACGGCAAUUCAGCAUCGCUUCCAGCGCCGAGUAUCUCGACUUUCAGAAAUCUGGAAAAGGGCAACAAGGGAAGGGUGCCUCGCUUGCGAAUAAACGUAGCUCAGAUAAAGUGCAACUCGCAGUGGCGAUCGUCAAGUACAAGACGCGUCUCCGCGAACCGAGGAGAGGCGUUUGCACGGCUUGGCUGUCCGCCCUCGAAGUGGGGACUGCUGCAGCUGAUCAGAUCCCAUAUCGGAUAGAGAAGGGUACUAUGCGACUCCCUCAAGACGAUACCACACCCGUCCUGUACAUCGGUCCUGGUACCGGCGUGGCGCCGAUGAGGGCCUUCUUACAGCAGAGGCUUUUGAGCCGUGAGCGCGAGUGUUCAUGUACAGUGGUCGAAGCUAAAGAGCAUGAUGAGACGAACGGGAAGGCCAUUGCAGGGCAUGGCGCAAAGGAAGCUGCAAACCGCAUCUUCCUCGGCUUCCGACAUUCGCAGAAGGAUUUCUUGUUCGCAGAGGAAUGGCAGCGCUGGUCGCGUUUGGGCUUUCUGGAGUGGCGCUUGGCCGCUUCACGCGAGAGCGCAUCCGGCGAAAAAUUCUACGUGCAAGACCUGAUCAAGCAGGACAGCGCACUCCUGUGGAGGCAUAUUGGCGAACAAGGCGGAUACGUGCUCAUCUCGGGCUCGUCCGGCAAGAUGCCAGAGGCGGUGCGCGAGGCGCUCCGGGAGGUUUGCAAACAAGAAGCCGACAUGGACGACGAACAGGCCGCGAGGUUCCUGCAGGCCAUGGUAGCACAAAGACGCCUGCAAGAAGAAUGCUGGAGCUGAGCACAACUUGCAUUCCACCGUUUCCCCUAUUCUGUAAGGGAGCUCCCCUUACUUGCAUUAAUGAAAAAUAUGCGGUAUAUAGUCCCGCUCUAGAAAAUGACAAUUGGU